UCUAGCAAGACAUCAUUAUAAAAUAGUAGUCUCAAAAUAAAAACAACUAUUGUAUUACUUCUGUUGAAUAAUGAAGACCUAGUGUCAACCUUAUGCGAACUGCGAUUCUUCUGAAUUUUAAAAUGGCCACUUUUCUCAUUGGGAAAAUACUUGUUAUUAUUGUGUGUAAUAUACUUGGCCAUCAAUGUUCUUUCAUAGCAAGUGAGUCAAAGGACGAGUAUCUCGAUGCUAUUCAGAACGUGGAAGCUCUUGACAGCAGAGAAUUUAACCGGUAUAGAAGAAAAGGUACAUUGGAGCACAACAAACAGGUUUAUAAAGACAAAUCAUCAAAAAAUACGAAGAAUGUAAUUUUAAAAGACAUCAACAUCUCUAUCAACGUAGGCUCCGAGUGUCAUGUAUAUAAUCUCACUGUUGACUGUUCAAAGCUACAUCUAAAGGAAAUAAAUUCUUCCUGGUUUACGAAUAACACGGAGAUGAUUUUACUGAACGACAAUCUCCUGACUCGACUCGUCAAUUCAACAUUUGUACACUUAAGUCAUUUAACUCAUUUAGAUCUCUCAAACAAUGAGAUUUCACUCAUUGAUCUUCUCGCAUUUGACGGUUUGACCAGUUUGAAAUAUUUAAGCCUACGUCACAAUAGCAUCUCUUUUAACGAGGUUUCCACUAACAUUUUAAAACCUUUAAAUAAUUUGCAGCUAUUGAAUCUAAUACAGCAGCCUAGUGCUGGAAUAACCGAUGUUCCAGUUUCAUUGUUGCAAUCAUUGACAAAGUUACGCACUCUGGCGAUUAAUACAUUUAAUUCUACUCUCUACUUUGGGCCUGAGUUCCUUAACUUAACGCAUCUGGAAGUAUUAGAGAUUACUGGAUCAACAAGAAACGUAACUGAGUCAUCCUUUAAAAAUGUCAAUGGCUUAAAAGAGCUGAUUGUACGAGACAUGCCAUUAUUGAAACGAAUGGAUGACAAAGUAUUUGUACAUUUAGACAAACUAACGAGUCUUACACUGGCGUAUGUUUCAAUAGAUUUGCAGAGGGUUUUAGCUUUGUUGUGGCCGUUUAAGGGAAGAUCAAUGUCUGAGAUUUAUUUACAAGGCGUUACUACGACAUUGUAUUUGCCUAAUCUAAUGAAAAACGGCUAUAUCACUAAAAAAGACUUGAUGUAUGUAACAGACAUCUGUUUAGACACAUUUACAGUAAUAGAUUGUAAUAUAUAUUACAUAACGGCGGAUGCCUUUUCAAACAGAACAACAUGGGAUCGUUGUCUGCGUAAUAUGUAUAUAUCAAGAAACCCAUUCAUUGGAAGUUCAUUUGUUUUCUUUCCACUAGUCCUACUACAGAACUUGACUAAACUUACUGUUAGUGAAGGUAUAAGAACAUGUCAGACGUUUUCUCCGUUCCCACGUUUAAGUUUUAUGGAAUAUUUCUUUCAAGACAUUUCAAUCCACAAUUUAUCUUUUGAUGGUCAAACGAAAUUUAAAAACAAUUUAGCAAAUCAAGAACUUAGCAUUCUGAAUGGCACUUUCUAUUUAUAUGUCUCUAAGAGUUUAAUUAUUUGGAAUUUAAAACGAUUGGUGCCUGGUUUAUCAUUACAACUGGACGUCACUUUUUGUGGAGCUGAUAACCUUCAAUACAUUGAUAUAUCAGACAGCGGUUUUCACACAUUUACUGGACAUAUUCGCGGUUUAUCGUCAGUCAAAACUGCAAUAAUCUCAGGGAAUGAUAUCUCUAUUCUUUCUGAAUACUUUCUAGAUGAAAUAUAUGGCUUAGAGAAUUUGGCUGUGUCUAAAUGUCAGCUUGAUAGAAAUUUUAUCGCACUGAAAAGUGCUCGUAUCCUACAGAAUAUAACAAAACUAAAAGUGCUUGAUAUUUCCAACAACUCGCUAAAUGGUUUAAGCAAAGGAACUUUCUCUCGAAAUUCAGAACUAACAUAUUUAAGUUUAUCUGGCAAUCAGUUCAAAGACAUUCCGUUUGAUUUAAAAUUUACUCCGAAUCUUAAAAUUUUAGAUUUAAGUAGUAAUAUCAUCACUACUCUCACAACGGACACUACUGAAGCCUUGGAUUUAUUAAAUUCAAGGAACGGAGGGUUUCAGCUCAUGUUAAAUGGAAACAUACUUUCUUGUGGUUGCCAUGAUUUAUCUUUUCUUCAAUGGUUGAAUUCAACUUUAGUUAGUUUAGACAACAAUAGAAACUACACCUGCAUGAACAAAGAUGGUGAAAGGACAAACACAUUGACAUUCUCUGAUCUAGAAUCUCUCUGGAGACAAUGUUGGGGCGAAUUCUUCUUCUACAUUGCGUUGAUUACAUUAUGUCUGUAUGUUAUUGGUGCAGUCUUAAUAUUUCUGAUAUUGAGGAAUAAAAACUUUUUUGUUUCGUAUUUCUUACAAAUUUUUGGCAAUUCCAAACUUCACACCAGAUUCGAUUAUAAGACAGAUGUUUAUAUUGGAUAUUCAGAAGAAGACUAUCGAUUUCCUUGCAUUGAACUACGCGAACAUCUAGAAAGAAAUUUGAAAUUGAGCACUUUUUUAAUAGACAGAGAUCUUUUGGCAUCUUUGGACAAAGCCAGUGGUAUCAUGGAUGCAAUCAACUCUUGUUGGAGAGUUUUACUUGUCUGCAGUAAGAGCUUCUUAACGGACGAGGACUGGUCAAUGUUUACACUGAGGUCAGCCAUGUACGCACAAAAUCCAUCUAAUCCUGCAAGAAUUGUUUUAAUGGUUCAUACGAGUUGUCUCUUUUUGCUUCCCACAGAACUGUUAAGUGUCGUCAACGAUGAAAAUAUUUUAGUUGUUUCUGAGUGGAAAAUAAACUACAUUCUAAGUGAAAUGUUGAGAACACGUUUGAUGGCUUAAAGUCAUUUUUACAUGUCACUAUAUGUCAUACAGUGGGAGCUUUAUACGAAAUGAAAAAAAAAAAUUCUCUGCUUUCGAAAUUAAUAACGAUAAUAUAAUAAUUCACUAUUCAGAUUAAUUUAACAAUAUCGUAAAAUAUAACAAAGCAACAUAAAUCUCAGAGAUUAUUUUAAAAAAAUAAAUAAAUAAACUUUAUACAAUGGUAAAACUGCCAGCAAGAUCAUAGGCAAUAAACAAACCGCACUUGGAUACCUAUUUGAGAAAAACGGUGCUAAGAAAGUUAUACAGAUUUUAAGCAAUAAAAAAUCUGCCUCUUCUGUAUGGUUUUAACAUUUGACCAUCACAAAGAAAAUAUAAAACACUAAUCACAAAAACAAAGAGAACAAUAUGGAACUUACUGUUGUAACUUUCGCAUGUAAUGUUAAGGAGAAACUGGGGUAAGAACGUAUAUCUUGUGUGUAUUGUAUAAAUGUUUGAUCUAAUCAUGUAUAUUUUUUAAACGUUUAAUUUUAAAACAAAUUUCCUCACGGAUAAUAAACAUUAUUAGUAGUAUUAUUAUUAUGUUAGAAACGAAUGGGUAUUCAUUUUCUGACACUACCAGGGUCGAGUUUUGCUAAAGAGAAACAAAGUUCACCGUAGUCUCUUUAUUAGUUUUCAAUGAGAAAUUUUCUGGUGAUGUUGCAGGUCUGCAGCAGUACCGACAUCUGGCAGGCAACGAGGAUCUUCCUAGGAAUGUUACGAGCCUUGAGAGUAUCUGUGUAUUAUUAUUCUUAUUAUUGUUAUAAAUGAACGAGUAGUCAUUCUCUGGCGCUGCCAGGGUCGAGUUUCGCUAAAGAGAAACAAAAUUCAUCGUAGUCCCUUUAACAGUUUCCACUGAGGAAUUUUCUGGUGAUGUGGCAGGUUUGCAGCAGUACCGCCCUCUGACAGGCAACGAAGAUGUUCCUAGGAAUGUUAAGGGCCUUGAGGGUGUCUGUGAAGUCAGUUGUUAUUAUCCCCUCGGUUGAUAUAACAAUGGGUAUGUUGUUAUUUUGGACAAUUUCCAUAGACGCUUAAUCUCCAAGCCUAGGUUCCCAUAUUUUCUUUGCUUUUCUAUCUCAGUUAUGAGACAGUGGUACGGCGAUAUCGAUAAUGGUAGCGGUAUUUUCUUUUUUAUCGAUGAACAGCAGAUCCGGGCGAUUGAAAUCUACCGUUUUGUCGGUCAGAAUAGGCCUAUCCCAGUACAUCAGAUGUUCAGUAGACUCGAGAACCUCUUGUGGAAAGUAUUUAUAAUAAGGAGGAGUGUACUUACCGAUCAAAUUGUACUUUAAAGCAAGGUGUUGGUGUAUUAACUUUGCAACUUGGUUAUGGCGACCUAGGUAGGCGGAUUCUGAUAGGGCUGAACAUCCUGUCAUAAUGUGUUCAAUCGACUCGCCCACAUUUCCACAUUUUCGGCAUUUGUCGACAACAUUAAGUUUCAUGAUAUGCUUUUCGUAAUUUUUUGUCCUGAUGACUCUGUCCUGUAUUGCUAAUAUGACUGCGAAGCAACCACUCUGAACCUACACAAUGCUGAUGUCAAUGUCGGUUUGGACGACGUAGGGCAUGAGAUUCGCCAAUGGGAAGAAAAAACACUCCACGGAAAAUUUCCGGCUUCAUUACAUGGGGACAACAUCGACAAGGCUGCUUCCUUAACAUGGCUCAAAGCAGGUCAUCUCUACCCUGAAACAGAAGGCUUUGUUACAGCAAUACAGGACAGAGAAAUCAGGACAAAAAAAUUACGAGAAUUAUUAUUAAUUGUUGAUUUUUUAAAUCGCAUAAACUGUUAGGCAUUUCUUAAGCACUAAAAACGGUCAUUCUAAACUAUACCCUGUCCAUGACGUGGUGAUAAUCAACCGUUCGCAACCUCAGCCUUAAGAGCUGUCAAUCAGAAUGUUAACUCUUUCUCUCCGUAUUUAUUUACCACAUUCUGGUGGAAUCAACGUUGGCAUCUUCAGUUAGAAGAGAAAGAGUUAAAGAAAAAAGUAAUGAAAAAGUAUUAGAUGUUGCCUUAACACGUAUUUUGGAAAUUUAUAAUUAUCAAAAAUAGGUUGAGGAUUAUCGAGCAUAAAUGUCUUAAAAUAUGUGAAAAAAAUGACAGUAAACUUUAAAAUUAUUUUACAAAGAAGAAAGCUUCAGAAAGUAAAAUUUUAUCCACAUGCAAAACAGCAGCUAGUUUCUAGACAUGACUGCUACAUCAUAAUGAUAGGCACCCAACUUAUUAAAUAUUUAGAAACUGAUUUAUAGUUUUUUUUAAUAUAUUUUUCAAAACGUCUCUUUAGAUGCAUUUCAGAAACGAGGCUAUCUGGGUCACUUCCUUUGACGAUAUCUCAUUACUGAUCUUAAUGAGUCGAUGUAAACAUUACAGUUAGAAAGUCUUCUAUUGUCCACUUCAAUUUUCACUUCCUCAAAUGUUAUUCCCACAGACGAAACAAUUCGUUUAGACUUUUUAUGUAAGCGCUUUGUGUAGGCCGCCUUCAUGAGUAAAUCGACCAAGGCUUAUAAAGAACUGUUUACUGUAGCUAUUGAACUGUAUUCUGUAGGAACACUAUCAUUCAAAUUUAUUUAAAAGUUCAGGAAGCCAUUGCAUGUGUUUAAAGAAACCAGUCUUAUUUUUCAGUUUGAUUCGUUUUUCUUUCUACUGCCUCAAAGAAAUCUUAAAAUGUAGCCAACAAUAUCCUUGUAUGAUACAUUAAAAUAUCCUUGUAUGAUACAUUAUAAUAUCCUUUUAUGAUUCCUUAAGAUCUCCUUGUAUAAUAACUUAAAAUAUCAUUGUAUUAUUAUUAACACUAUCCUUGUAUGAUAAUUACAUGCGCAUAACAGCAUCCUUGCAUGAUACCUCACAAUAUCUUUGUAUGAUACCUUUUUUGUUUUAGCUUAUUAUAUUCUUAUACAAUACCUAAAUUUAUCAUUUUCUGUGUUAGUUCCUAUAUCCUUAAGUUAAAUAUUACCCAUUGUUACUUUAUUUUACAUUGUAAUCCAAUUGGACAAGGUAUGCGUAGAUACACAAGCUGCUAGAUGUAAGAGAGAUGAUUGAAAUAAGUUCGAGAAAGCAUUGAAUAGAUUCACACAAACACAGAAAAAGUAAACAGCUAGAUCUAGUUUAAUUUAAAAACGAUUAAAUUUUGGGCCCUUAUUAGCGCCCCCGAAAGGGGAAUGGACGCUAUUAGUUCAGUGUGAAAUGUCUGUCCGUCGGUCUGUCCGUCCCGUUUAGAUCUCGAAAACUAGAAAAGAUAGUGAAAAUCCGAUAUCGCAAUAUUUUAGACCAUUCAAAGUUCUGAUGCAACGGCUACUUUUUUUUUCUGGAUGCGAAAAAUCUAAUUUUUAAAUCACUUAUUCAAGCAGUUUUUUUUUUUAAAAAAGCUAUUUAGUAUGCAUUAAAAGUUAGACCUAAUUUAAAACAGUUAUCUUGUAAAAUGCAUUUUCUUGAACAAUUAUUUUGCACAAUGGCAAAUGUUAAUUAUGUUUUAAUUUUGAGGAUUCGAAUAAGGGAUUGAGACUUUUCUAAACAAUUACAUCAAUUAUAACAAUUGAGUUAGGCCAGGUGAGGCGCUGUAUCUCAGCGGUAAAGCUCUUGGCUUCCGAACCGGGGGUCCCGGGUUUGAAUUCUGGUGAAGACUGGGUUUUUCAACUUUGUGCGCCUCUGAGUCCACCCAGCUCUAAUGGGUACCUGACAUUAAUUGGGGAAAAGUAAAGGCGGUUGGUCGUUGUGCUGGCUACAUGACAACCUCGUUAACCAUAGGCCACAAAAACAGACGAACUUUACAUCAUCUGCCCUAUAGACCACAAGGUCUGAAAGGGGAACUAGUUAGGCCAGGUUCAAAUAUAACUUUGCAUUUACUUGCACCUAUUAUUUGAUCUGCUGGACCGUUGGGGCACUAAACAAGCUCUGUCAACCUUCUUUCUCCAUUCUUAUCUCUCAUUUGUCUUUGAUAUAAUUUCAUUCGGAUGUUCUUUCUGAAAAUAUUGAAGCCUGCCUGGUUGGACCACUUCGGGGGCCGAUUUUGAAUUUGUGUUUCCACACAAACUGUCUUUGUAACCUUGUUUAAAUUAACUUUAAAAAGACGAUAUGUAGUAGCGUUGUAACUCUGCCCUGCCCAAGCGCUUAUAGUGCUUAACAGCAUACUAUCCAUCACUGGAUAUGAAGGAGCUGUUUAAACGCUAAAGAAGGGACAGUUGAUUUUUGCUCAAGUGAAAGGAAGAACGUCUUUUAACAUACUAAAUGGUAACAUGUAUAUUUAUGUCUCUAAGGAUUCGUUCGGUUGGUUUCACAACGACUGAUGCCUGAUUUAUUAUCACCAAAGAAUUAUACCUAUCGUGUUAGCGAGGAAAGAGCCGGACUAUGACCUUAUGAUAGCUGGGAUAGAGAGAUAGACUCAGACUAUGACCUUAUUAUAGCUGGUUUAGAGUGAUAGACGCAGACUAGACUUUAUGUUAGCUGCGAUAGAGACAUCUUCACAGUGUGCUCAGUAGGUGGUAUUUGUCAUGCGCAUCUUCUUUUGGUGUUUUCCUUUGUGUACCAUAAGAGAUUGUGAUUUGGUUUCUAGGAACGCACUUUUGUUGAUGUCAUUUUCUAAGUUUUUUUGAUUCUGUUGUGUGAUGAGGCUAGAUCUCCUGUGAGUUUCUUUUAUGGGUUUUCUUCCCCAGUAUUGGGGACUCAGGCUUGGGACUCUGCUGGAGCCGAGUCUGAGUUGCAGGAUUGGUAUUUGACUAUUGCCCGUGGCGUUCAGUUGGGCGUUGUGAGCCCUGCUGGACUAUGGCACUGAGAUUAAGGUGUGCUAUAGUUCCUUUGAAUGUAAUUUGUAAUUGCUAUUGAUAUUAAUUCGUAAUGUAUGCUUCAUCAUAUCAUAUUUUCAUUAAAUUGUUAAACGUACAAUCUUGUUGUUAACUAAUGUACAUUAACUUACGUUGUCAUUAAUAUUGUUCACGUUGAACAACUGUUGGUAUUGACUAAAUGUUCAGUUGAAUAACUUUCAUUCAAUGUGUGUAUUUUACAUGGUAUUACCUUUAUGUUCUUGCGUUACACUGUUCAGGUUGGGAAUACGGGACCAUAAUAUCAUACCCUAGCUAAUCUGAAAUCCAACCAUGACAGUAUUAACCUUCCUUUGUGGGCCAAGGAGUCAGCAAUGGUGUUUGGGAAUUUUGAACGAUGUCUGACGUUCUAGAGAGGAGAAUCCUCGCAAUGGAAUCAACAUACU
Molecule: messenger RNA, 8053 nt
Organism: Biomphalaria glabrata
Lineage: Eukaryota; Metazoa; Mollusca; Gastropoda; Planorbidae
Product: toll-like receptor 4
Exons: 2
Coding region: 93-2843 (916 amino acids)
Biological process (GO): signal transduction
Molecular function (GO): protein binding
Source: RefSeq, a predicted model, not a curated record